AUGAACGGUGUCAUGUCCACCUCUCAGACCGCCACCGUCAACGCAAGGUCCGCGAAGCCUCCCCCCACAGGUCCUGCUCCCCCUCCUCCUGCAUCAGCCCAUCCACAUCCACAACUCCCGCCCAACUCGAACUCGAACAAUUCGCAGAACCAUCAUCCACCCGCGAACAACAGAACCCAGGGCCAUCCUCCCGCACACAAUCACAACCACAACCACGCGCCAGCGGUCAAUGGCUCGCACGCGCCGCAUCCCAAAGGGAAGAAGAAGAAUGAACCGACCCCGGUAGACCCGGCGACGAUGUAUGAGAGUCUGAAGAAUAGGAUUGCGGCAUUGGAGGAAGAGGAGGUGCUUGAGGAGGAAGAGGAGAGGAGAUACGCGGAGGAAGCUCAGAAGUCUGUCGUCGGGAUGGGUGAGAACGCGGUGCAUGCGAAGUACAUCGAGAUGUUCGCGGAGUACAAACGGAUGGAACGGGAGCAUCAGAAGGAGAAGCAGAAGUUAACGAAGGAUAAAGAUGCAGCUAAGGGUCAGUUGACAAAGGCAAACCAAACCAAGGUCAAGAUGGAGAAUCUCGCACGAGAGCUUCAGAAGGACAACAAGAGACUCAGGGAGGAUGGCAAGAAACUUGCACAGUCUGUGGAGGAGGCACAGGAAGAGAUUGAACAAAUGAAGAAAGACAUGACAAGACGUGCCGAAAAGGCCAAGGCCCAGGACACAAAGUAUCGCGAAAUGCCCGACAUCGUCGUCAAAGUCGUCUGCCGCUAUCGCGAAGAGCUCUUCUUCCGCAUCUCGCGCAAAACCAAGCUCCUCAAACUCUUCAACGCCUGGACGGAACGCAUGGAAUUGAUCAAUGCGAGCAGUACGGGACCGGGGACUGGGGGGCCUAUGUUUAGUGGUGGGAGUUGGAAGAAACCGGAUAAAAGUGGGGGGAGGACGGAGACGGCGAGCACAUAUACGACGAGUUCGGGGCAUGCGCCAAGUUUUGGGACGCAGUUUGUGUUCACGCAUAGCGGAAGGAAGGUGGACGCGGAGCAGACCCCUGAAGAAGCGGGUGUGGAGGAUGGAGAUGAGAUUCUGGCGGUUGAGCUCAUGGAUCUGACCGAGGGUCCUGGGACAGAGGUGUUGGAUGAGCGUGCACCACGUCGCCAGAAGCUGCAGAAACACUGGACAAAUGACCCUGCGGAAGCGGUGAAGACACUUGAAGAAAUAUUUGAUGGAGUUAUUCGAGAACGGCUCAAAGAAGUCCUACGACAGUAUGAACUCCGAGAACGACAUUUUGAGUGCGUCAUCCGUUCGAAGGAGCUCGAGGUCUUGCUCUCUCGUGCACGAGCCGCAGAGCAAAAGCAACUUUGUGAAGGCGAGAAAGCGCGGGCGGAUAAAUUGGAGGAAGAAGCUCAAGCAAUGCGAAAGGAGCUAGAAGACGCUCAUAAGGGGCAAACCAUGCUUUUCGACAAGCUCAUCAGCUGUUGCAAAGAGCCUAACGCAGAGAAAACGCAACGUUUAUUCGCUUCGCUUCGAGAAGAGCUGGAAAAACGCGGUCGGGGCCACCUAGUGAAUGGUGCCACGAACGGGUAG
Stereum hirsutum FP-91666 SS1 is the source of this 1572-nucleotide messenger RNA. RefSeq lists its product as uncharacterized. The record is from RefSeq and is a predicted model, not a curated record. The transcript has 12 exons. Gene Ontology annotation, molecular function: syntaxin binding. Bases 1 to 1572 code for a protein of 523 amino acids. Lineage: Eukaryota; Fungi; Basidiomycota; Agaricomycetes; Russulales; Stereaceae.